CGGUACGGAAGCCGAGUGUGUUCAUGCUGAUCACCGGCUUGAUUGCAAGGCAUGCGAUCUCUGUCACAUACCAGCUAGCAGCAUAGCACUCACACAAAUCUCCUGAGAGCUGAAGUUCGUUUUCAGUUAAGCAUAUCCUAGUUAUAAGACGUUAAUCUUAGUUUUGCCGUAGUGUAGCCAGAGGAUUGCCUACAGAAACGUACGUUUGAUACAUCGGAGUGACCAGGAUGGAGUGGCAACCAGAUGAACAAAGUCUCCAACAAGUGCUCCAACUUCUCAAGGACUCUCAGUCUCCAGACACAGCAACACAAAGAGCAGUGCAAGAAAAACUGGAGCAACUUAACCAGUUUCCAGAUUUCAACAACUAUCUCAUCUUUGUCCUCACAAGCCUAAAGUCAGAGGAUGAGCCCACUCGCUCGCUCAGUGGCCUGAUACUGAAGAACAAUGUUAAAGCUCACUACCAGAACUUCCCCCCCAAUGUGGCUGACUUUAUCAAACGGGAAUGUCUCAACAACAUUGGAGACCCUUCACCGCUUAUCAGAGCUACAAUUGGUAUCCUGAUCACAACCAUAGCCUCCAAAGGGGAGCUGCAAACAUGGCCGGAACUUUUGCCGCAGCUUUGCAAUUUACUGAAUUCGGAGGACUACAACACCUGUGAGGGUUCUUUUGGAGCAUUGCAAAAGAUCUGCGAAGACUCUUCUGAGUUGUUGGAUAGCGAUGCAUUGAACAGACCACUCAACAUCAUGAUUCCCAAGUUCCUGCAGUUUUUCAAACACUGCAGCCCGAAGAUCAGGUCCCACGCUAUAGCAUGUGUGAACCAGUUCAUCAUUGGUCGAGCUCAGGCUCUGAUGGAUAAUAUUGAUACAUUUAUUGAGAGUCUGUUUGCGCUGGCAGGUGACGAGGACAGCGAAGUGCGGAAAAACGUAUGCAGGGCUCUGGUCAUGCUGCUGGAAGUCCGCAUUGAUCGCCUCAUCCCACAUAUGCACAGCAUCAUCCAGUACAUGCUGCAGCGGACCCAAGACCCAGAUGAGAACGUGGCUUUGGAGGCCUGUGAAUUCUGGUUGACUCUGGCUGAGCAGCCCAUCUGUAAAGAGGCCCUGUCUGGCCACUUGGUCCAGCUCAUCCCAAUCUUGGUGAAUGGGAUGAAGUACUCUGAAAUUGAUAUUAUUCUUCUAAAGGGUGAUGUGGAGGAAGAUGAGGCAAUUCCAGACAGUGAACAAGACAUCAAGCCUCGUUUCCACAAGUCCCGCACUGUCACUCUGCAGCAUGAAGGAGGAGAGGGUGAGGAAGGGGAAGACAUUGAUGAUGAUGAGGAUGAUGAUGAUGAUACGCUGUCUGAUUGGAACCUACGGAAAUGUUCUGCUGCGGCCCUGGAUGUUCUGGCCAAUGUGUUCCGAGAGGAGCUGCUUCCUCAUCUCCUGCCCCUGCUUAAAGGUCUGCUCUUCCACCCCGACUGGGUCAUCAAAGAGUCUGGCAUCCUUGUCCUCGGUGCCAUUGCUGAAGGAUGCAUGCAGGGUAUGGUACCUUACUUGCCUGAACUUAUCCCCCACCUCAACCAGUGUCUGUGUGACAAGAAGGCCCUGGUUCGUUCUAUCGCAUGCUGGACCCUCAGUCGUUAUGCGCACUGGGUGGUCAGCCAGCCCCCUGACGCUCACCUCAAACCUCUCAUGACUGAGCUCCUCAAACGCAUCCUGGAUGGCAAUAAGAGGGUGCAAGAGGCAGCCUGCAGCGCGUUUGCCACCCUGGAGGAGGAGGCGUGCACAGAGCUAGUGCCUUACCUCAGCUUCAUCUUGGACACGCUGGUGUUUGCUUUUGGAAAGUACCAGCAUAAGAACCUACUCAUCCUUUAUGAUGCCAUAGGAACCCUGGCAGACUCUGUGGGACACCAUCUGAACCAGCCUGAGUACAUACAAAAGCUGAUGCCUCCCCUGAUCUCUAAGUGGAAUGAAUUGAAGGAUGAAGAUAAAGAUCUCUUCCCCCUGCUCGAGUGUCUGUCAUCUGUUGCCACAGCUCUGCAGAGUGGCUUCCUACCCUAUUGUGAGCCUGUCUAUCAGCGUUGUGUCACCCUUGUCCAGAAGACCCUGGCACAAGCCAUGAUGUAUAGUCAGCAGCCAGAUCAGUAUGAAGCACCUGACAAGGACUUCAUGAUUGUGGCUCUGGAUCUUCUCAGCGGCCUGGCUGAGGGACUGGGUGGUCAUGUGGACACACUUGUGGCCCGCAGCAACAUUAUGACUCUGCUCUUCCAGUGCAUGCAGGAUACAAUGCCUGAAGUAAGACAAAGUUCAUUUGCUCUACUGGGGGACUUGACCAAGGCUUGCUUUCCUCAUGUCAAACCUUGCAUUGCUGAAUUCAUGCCAAUCCUCGGAACCAACUUGAACCCGGAGUUCAUCUCCGUCUGCAACAAUGCUACCUGGGCCAUCGGAGAGAUAUGCAUGCAGAUGGGUGUGGAGAUGCAGCCGUACAUUCCAAUGGUUCUGAGCCAGUUGGUUGAAAUCAUCAAUCGACCAAACACUCCCAAGACCCUACUGGAGAACACUGCAAUCACCAUCGGACGACUGGGCUAUGUGUGUCCCCAGGAAGUUGCACCCAUGCUGCCGCAGUUUAUUCGACCAUGGUGUACAUCACUCCGCAACAUUCGAGAUAAUGAAGAGAAAGACUCUGCUUUCCGUGGAAUUUGCAUGAUGAUUGGAGUGAACCCAGGGGGUGUGGUGCAGGACUUUAUCUUCUUCUGCGAUGCAGUCGCCUCCUGGGUAAACCCUAAAGAUGAUCUGAGAGAUAUGUUCUAUAAGAUCCUGCAUGGUUUUAAGGAGCAGGUUGGGGAGGAGAACUGGCAGCAGUUUUCAGAGCAGUUCCCCCCUCUGCUGAAGGACCGACUGGCGGCCUGCUACGGUGUAUAAAGCCUCCACACCCAUCCAGGAGGUGAGCCAGCAGGAGGAGGGUGAAUGGGAAACUCAUCCAUCUGUGUAUUGCACUGCCCUGAUCUGGGGGGAGGGAGAGGGACGCUUAUGGCCGCUCCCCCUGAAGGACGGCCCACAUGCCCUUAUGUGUUUGUCCAUAGA
This is a messenger RNA of Phyllopteryx taeniolatus (common seadragon), 3059 nucleotides long. RefSeq names its product transportin 2b (gene tnpo2b). The record is from RefSeq and is a predicted model, not a curated record. Gene Ontology annotation, cellular component: nucleus; cytoplasm. Lineage: Eukaryota; Metazoa; Chordata; Actinopteri; Syngnathiformes; Syngnathidae. Bases 228 to 2897 code for a protein of 889 amino acids. The transcript has 23 exons. Gene Ontology annotation, biological process: protein import into nucleus. Gene Ontology annotation, molecular function: small GTPase binding; nuclear import signal receptor activity.